This is a messenger RNA of Bombus pyrosoma, 5700 nucleotides long. Its product is annotated as beta-1,4-glucuronyltransferase 1. The record is from RefSeq and is a predicted model, not a curated record. The transcript is spliced from 6 exons. NCBI's taxonomy places the organism in Eukaryota, Metazoa, Arthropoda, Insecta, Hymenoptera, Apidae. The coding region runs from base 1361 to 2881 and encodes 506 amino acids.
CAGAAAUUUUCAAACUAAAAACAACCAGUCGCAUCCAUGUUUAUUGACGAUAAUUAAUCGCAAUUUCCGACAGCCGGGCGCCAAUUCUAAAUAUUGAACAUGGUAUUUAUUAUGCUCGUAAUUAUCCGCGAUCGAUGCCAAUUAUUACAUUUCACGGAAAGAAAUGUUUUUCGUUGUAAUUUCCAUCGCGUGCACUAGUCGCGUGCAUUUGCCCACGUGCACGUACAUCACGGCGUAAUUGCUGCGUGUGUUUAUUUUCUACCGAAUAUUAUAGAAAUGGUUGCUUGUAAUUUGCAAUUAAUUCAAACUCUGACAGGGUCAAUUAAAUUAUUAGUCUAAAAGAAGAAAUGUAAUUUCAUCUAUCGAAAAGUAGGACAAAGAACGUCGAACUGUUUCGUUUAUCGUUGGAUAAUUAAAGUUAAGCGUUUCUGUUAACGGCAACAUCACAGAAUUGUAUUUAAUUAACGAACAAAUGCACGAUAUAAUUUAUGAACAACUGGAUAAUUACGCGAUGUAAACUGAUUCAUUAAGGAAAAGAGUUUCCGCAAAGUAACAAAGUUCUCUUAAAGUCUAAUUCGAGCUUAAUUUAAGGUUAAUUCAAAUCUAUUCUAUUGGCAACUAAGUGAUUGCGAGUUUUGUCAUUAGAUGGCAACCUUAUAGUUAUCAGUUUGAUGCCUUUCUGCCUCGCCAAGUGACAGUUUAAGGUUAGGUUAGACUUGGCAACUAAAUGAUUGCGAAUUUUGUCACUAAGUGGUAUUGAUAAAAUCCGCAAUCAUUUGAAGAGAAUCGUUGGAUCGAAGACUCGGUGGGAAAGAAUUACCAGAAUAUUCUUUAUCUUAUCGAAUGAGGAAAUAAACAAAAAUGAAUAAAACUCCUCCUCUGAAGUAUAAAACAAGAUGUAACAGGAAGGAGAGGUAAAUAGCAAACGAUACCCUAUCGGUAUGAUAUGUUCCUUGAAAUCGAUCAUAAAAUUGAUAGCGAUAUCGCUAUCUUCUUUGUCUUAGAACUAGUGUGCAACGAAUCGAUCAAAGGAUGUGUUCGAUUAAUUUUUUCAUUCAGUGUUAUUAAUCUAGCUUAUAUUCGAAGAAGAUUUUCUUAAUAUUUUGCGGACUGGAGACGUGAAUUCGCUUCCUUCUUACGGGCUUCAUGCGGCAUCCGAUAAAAAUCUGAAUUAAAACAAGGGCAACCAGAGGGAGGCGGUCGAAGCUGUGGCCAACAAUGCUCAGAUCCUGAUCGCGGAGCAUCAGGGGCCCCAUAGGGGUGGGGAGGUGGUGGAAGAGAACAGCAAACGCAUCCAUCUGCGCUUGGUUACGAUCUCCAUAGGACGGUAACCGGUUCGUGGUCCUGGAGGAGGCUGGCGAUGAGCAUGUUGAGCAUACUACGUAGAAAUUGGGCACUUCGGGUGUCGGUGGUGCUCAACAUCUGCGUGUUGCUCUACGUGUGCGCCCACUUCGGCUCCUCCGGGCCCUGGAUCGAGGAACCACCGACAAAUUGGGCGGCGCCGUUGCAAUCCGAGACCUUUGGCGCCGUGGACCUCGUAAAUGGUACUCAAAAGGGCGCCACGUCGUCAGCUGUGCCUGCCAUCAAGGAUGCCUCGAACAAGAGCGCACGCGGUAACACGACCAGUCUAGCCAGGGCGAGGUUGCUCACCAUGAGGCCAACGACCAACGAGGCCAAGGCUGAUAACAAGAACGGCGACGGGCCAGAGCACAGGCAUAAUCAGACGGCAAAGAACGGUUUGCCGGUUGUUCAAUCACCGAUGAGCCUAAAAGAAGCUGUGCAGUGCAACGAAAAAUCCUUGGAACCGAGGAGGGCGCAGCGAGGUGAUUACUGGGUCCUCUAUAAUUACGUGCCGAUGAGCAUAGCGGUGAGAUGUUGGGAAAGCGUGACGUACACCACGCACGCGGAUUACACGUUCCUGGACAAUCUGGAGCCGUUGCUGGAGCGAUGGAGAGCGCCGAUAUCGAUUGCAAUGCACGCCCCUGGCACAGACUUCGCGGCGACCCUCGACGCCAUCAAGUACUCGAGAAACUGUGGCAGCUCUCUGGUCUCCCAGCUGGUCACCUUUCAUGUAUUCUUCAGCAGCAAACACGUGCCAAAAAUGGUACCCCCGACCGAGAAAGUUAUGUCUGACUCGUAUAACUGCACGCUGGGACCACCGUGGGUGAAUGUCACGCUUUCAAAGAUGUAUAAAAACGAGAAGAAGCUGCUGUAUCCUGUGAACGUCGGACGUAACAUAGCCCGUGAAUCGGCGCCGACGUUCUACGUGUUAGCAAGCGAUAUCGAGCUUUACCCGAAUCCAGACUUGCCCGCGAAAUUCCUCGAGAUGAUCAGAAAGAGGGAUCAACCCGCCCUCUACAAACCUAACCCCAAAGUUUUUGUAUUGUCCAUCUUCGAGGUGGACGAGAAGAGUCAACCGCCUAAUAAUAAAACACAUUUGGUUCAGAUGCUGAAGGCCGGCACGGCAAUUCCCUUCCACAAAAAGUUGUGCUCCGGCUGUCAUAACGUUCCUCGAAGUAAAGAAUGGCAAGAGGCUGCGGAAACGGAGGAUCUUCACGUGUUUCACGUCGGCAAGAGGACUGGCAGUUUCGUUCAUUGGGAGCCGAUUUUCAUCGGGAGCAAUAAUGAUCCUCUGUACGAUGAGAGGCUUAGCUGGGAAGGAAAAAGCGACAAAAUGACACAGGGUUACGCGUUGUGCGUCCUUGACUACGAUUUCCUCAUCUUGGACAACGCAUUUCUGGUCCAUCGUCCAGGCAUUAAGAUCUUCAAGAAGGAUGUUCAUCGGGAGAUGCUGACAGCGAAAACAAACGCUUUGAUAAGAAAGAUCAUCGUUCCAGAGUUAAAAAUUCUUUAUGGAACGAGAAAAGGCUGUGCCGUGUAGCCCGUGGAGAAACGGGCACAGCGAGUGCUCCACAGGUGUUUUCCAAUUAAGUGGCAGCACCUGAGAUCAUUCUUGACACCAAGAAUGUCCGAAGCUCAGCAGAAGAUCAACGGCGGUCAUAGCGCUCAAAGACUCGUUUUAAUCGCCCGUGACCAUAAGGACCACGCUCGUCAGCCAUUUCUGGCCGUUUCCGGUGUCGAAACUAAGUUAAAGAACGUUCAGUGUGACUAACAGAUGUCCACGAUUGAAAAUGAUGCCAAUUGAACGGUGCCGAAAGUAAUAGUUACGCAGGUUAGGUUCCGAGGACGCAACCUCGCUAAUGUUCUCUCCUCGCUGAAGCAACAACGACGAACCUUUUUUCACCUCUGAAUGUUGUUGAAUGUUCCAAACGAUUUCUUCAAAAUACAUGGAACAUCAAUAAAAAGGUUCUUAUUAUUGCUUCGAUGAGGACACAACUUAUGGUUUCAAACUUCUCCUAUGAUCGUUAGUUCCUGCAGUUCCUCCUCGUUUCUCAUCGCUGACUUCUUCAUCUUCUUUGCAGUACAAAAGUGUGAUGGCAGCAUUAAUUACAAAAAAGAGGGAAUAUUAAUGAAAAAUCGAUUUGUUCAGAGAGACUCAAAGAGUAAUAUAAAAAAUUUUGCUUUCUCACGAUGAUCAUGUUACGUAGUUCGUCUUCGUUAUGAAAGGAUCUUGUUGCGCAUAUUUUCACUUGAGAACGCGUUAGGGCGAACAAUUGUACAUAUUUAGCGUUUUAAAACGGUGCCUCGUAUAUACUUGUACAUUUACAAGAGUGUUGUGUGGUUUGUCGGUGAACGCGUGCAUUUUUUUUCUCAUUCCACGAUUUCCCCAAAGAGGAAACGGAAGGCGUUUCUAACGCGAACGACUGUGGUCAUAAAAACAUGCCAAAAAGAAAAAGGUACACUGCUCAAGUCGACUAAGGAACACAAUGUUCGCAUAAUGAGAGAAAGUAUCUUUACUUUUUAAUUGCUAUUAAUAUUAUUAUUUGGAGCAGUGGAUGUUAAUAACCAAACAAAAACUCUGUAGCUCAAAUUUGGAUGAAAACUGCAUUAGACUCAAAAAUUUGGUUUCUAUAACUCCCUAGAAAAUUUAUUCUAAAAAAAAUGGAAAUUAUUAGAAAAUUAUUUAUUAUACCAGUGUGCAGAGUUUUGUAGAAUUUACUGCAAAACCGACUGAAGCCGACGUUUUGUCGACUUAAGUUUUAAUUUUAUGCAUUUACAUGAACAUAUUCGAAGCAGUUUUUCGUUGUUUUUAAAGUCAAGUAUCUUGUUUAAAAAAUAGAAACAUACGAAACCAAAUAUAACUACUAGGUAGUGGAACGAAAAAGAUAUGAAAAAGGAUGAUCCAUUACGCACUUGAACAACACGUAUGAACUACCCUUAUAUUUAAUUAACGAUAUAGUUUCGUUCUUGAACGAAUACCGUGGUAAAAAAAAUCAAACAGGGACUAUUCGCGAAUAUUUUACUCUCCCAAGACUGAAGAAACAUUUGAUAACAGUUUACUAGAACAUUUAUCCUAAAGAUCUUUAAUUAAAGAACGUCAAGUCAUUAGUUAUUUAAUGGUUCUUUUAUUAUAGUAUAAUCAAUUAAGGCUAAUAUAUUAACCUUUCUUUGUAUAUCUUUCUUCUAUGUCUGAUAAAAAUGAAUUGGUGCUUCCAAUGCUAGAUAACAAUUACAGCAAUCAUGAAUGGAACGUUGCAUUCGCUUUUACCAUUAAAACGAACAUUGCAUUAUACAAGAUUUCUCAUAAUUAAUAACAAAAUCGAUAAUUAGAUGAUUUUACGUACAAAAAUGAAUCAAAAAUAUAGAAUAAUUUUCUCCAAGCUCUCAAAAUUUUUUUUUUCUUUGGCACGUAAAACCGCAUCUAAAUUUUUUAUCAUUAUAUAUAAGAAAUAAUAAAAAAUAUUCAUAGAAACGUAAAAUAUUUUUAAUAAGCAAGGAAUUAUUUUCUCGGCUUUUAUAAAUACAACUUUCAACACAAUCAAAAUUUAAUUAGACGUAUAGCUCACUAAGCUUUAAUCCCAUUUUUAUGAAAAAUGAAACCCCGGAUUAAAGAAUGUUAUUCCACAUUUUCAAUUUAGUUAUAGAAUGGGGAAUUGUUAUCGAUUUUACCAUUGAUUAUGAGACACUUUGUAUACAAUUGAAAUUGAAGAGAGUAAAAAUAAGUCUCGUGAUGAAUUUCACUCAUCAUUUGGUAUCAUUUCCCACGAAAUCGUGCAAGAUCUAUUUCGUAACUGUACAUUAUUUGUGCUAAUACUUUUACUCGAUAAUUACUGGCGAGGAUUACGUGUGCGGAAUAUGUUAAAGAAGGAAGGCAAGAAUUUUUAUGCAAUUGCUAUUUGGUGUAUCAUUAUACGAGAUCAAUUUGAAAAACUCUUCUUUAUGAAUGUAUCGAAUGGUGUAUGAAAGGACAAUGUAAAUAUCUCUAUAUGUUUAAGUAUAAGUACAUAAGUAUGACGUAACUGGUACUACUUUUACACGAUUUAUCAGUCAUUAAAUGGGAAUUCGAAAUUCUAAAAAGAUAUAUUAUCAUGAAAUGUUCGACGUAUCCAAAUAUUUGUGAAUUUUCAGUAACAUUAUUUUUCAAGCCUUAUAGAUGAUAAAUCAUAAUAUUUUAUCGAAGAAAAUAGCAUAAUGGUACAUAUUUAUGUUUGCUAUUUUCGAUAAUCAAAACUUUGUAUGUAUCUGAGACGGCUUAGUUACUUAUAUCAAACAAAGUAGUAUUCCCAUUUUCUAUUUUAUUUAUCAUGUAAAGCCAACAAAAGAGAAUGCCAUUUUUAAUGUAAUACUUUUAUUUAGCCA